CUCCUUCCCCAGCUUCAGUUGGUUUCUUUUCGGCCGCUGUUGAUACUGCCAGAAGACCGGGAGGGUCCGAUUUAGCGGGGGGCCGGACGGUCCCUUUCCCCCUUGACUCGGCCCCCGCCCCACAAGCGUCCUGUAUGAGUCUUCCUCGAGCCCAGGAGAGCUGUCUCGCCGAAUUGAUGCCUCGCUGAGUCUGGGAGACCAAUUCGCCGGGCCACCAUGGGCAAAUCGAACAGCAAGUUGAAACCUGAAGUUGUGGAAGAACUGACCAGAAAAACGUAUUUCACAGAGAAGGAAGUCCAGCAAUGGUACAAAGGCUUUAUCAAGGACUGCCCGAGUGGACAGUUAGACGCAGCUGGAUUUCAGAAAAUCUACAAGCAAUUUUUCCCUUUUGGCGACCCAACCAAGUUCGCAACAUUUGUCUUUAAUGUCUUUGAUGAGAACAAAGAUGGAAGAAUUGAGUUUUCUGAAUUUAUCCAGGCCCUUUCAGUUACCUCCCGAGGAACUCUGGAUGAGAAACUGCGGUGGGCCUUUAAACUCUAUGACUUGGAUAACGAUGGGUACAUCACAAGAAAUGAGAUGCUUGACAUUGUAGAUGCUAUUUACCAGAUGGUGGGCAAUACAGUGGAGCUCCCCGAAGAAGAGAACACACCAGAGAAGAGGGUGGACCGGAUUUUUGCCAUGAUGGACAAAAAUGCCGAUGGGAAAUUAACGCUGCAGGAGUUCCAGGAAGGCUCCAAAGCCGAUCCUUCCAUCGUUCAGGCACUUUCUCUCUAUGACGGACUGGUAUAGUCCCACGUCCUACGCUUUGACCCAUUGAAAAGACCUUCUUCCGGUGACAUUGAGCUGCCUCCCCAGCAAGACCCUCGUCUGACAUUACUCUUACGUUACUCGCAAGCAAGGGAUGCAUUUGGAGUCUGACGUCAGCCUCAAAUCCUUUCUGCUUGGAAUCGUCUCCAUUUACCGAUCGACUGCAUCUAUUAUUAUUUUUUAAAGAGAGACAGACAAAGGGAGGGCGGGGGGGAAAAAACACAGGAUCAUUCAUUGGUGGAGACUGUUCCCACACAUUUUCCCCCCCCCUCCGAGUUUUGUUUGGAAUGGACUUAAGAUUUAACAUUUCUUUCCUGGGGGGUGGAGGGGGGAAGGGGAAACGGAGACUGAAAAGCUGCUGUUAAUAUGGCUCGGUGUGUCCAGUGCUGUUAGAUUGGAUCCGAAAAGCAGGUGGGGUGUACAGGAAGGGUCAAGGGGUUACGAGGCAAAAUGAAUCAAAACCGGUUUGAAAAAUCAAUGUUUCGUAUCGCCCGGAUUUGCCGCAAUCUGCAUCGCUCGGGGAUAAGGUCUGCGCAUAAAAACACAGGCUUAAUGUUGGAGCGAUGGCCUAGCCGCCUGGUACAUCCUCGUCGGAUAUGGGUUGCGUGUCUGUGUAAAAAAAGUGCGGUGUUUUUCUUUGCAACCGCCUCUCGAUUAACGCCGCCUAUUUAUUUUCUGCUUUGAUAUCGUGUUGUCGCUAAAAGAUCCGACACCGGGAGGGUGGCCGUGCAUCUCUGCUGGUGGGUCUUUUUCUGUCGUGGGAGAAAUUAAGCCAAAAAGAAAAAAGUUUUUCCCUGAAUCUGUAAUCACGCACACUGCAGCCUGGCUGAAGUUCCAGGGGGUAAAUUCCGCCCCCCACCUUUGUGGUCUUUGUCUUUCCAUUAUUUUGCCCAUCACAAUCGUUCUGUGAUGCUUCACUUGGGGGUUGGGAGGCCACGCACACCUGCCUUGCUUUGAAGAGCUCGAAUGCUCGACGUCUUUCCCCCGGGACCUCCGAGCUCGCAGAUUUCCAUGCCUGCAUAUUAAAAAAGAGAAAAAAGGAAG
Candoia aspera is the source of this 1851-nucleotide messenger RNA. RefSeq names its product neuronal calcium sensor 1 (gene NCS1). The record is from RefSeq and is a predicted model, not a curated record. NCBI's taxonomy places the organism in Eukaryota, Metazoa, Chordata, Lepidosauria, Squamata, Candoiidae. Bases 217 to 789 code for a protein of 190 amino acids. Gene Ontology annotation, molecular function: calcium sensitive guanylate cyclase activator activity; calcium ion binding. The transcript has 8 exons.